UGCAGUAUUUCUGCAGGGCUUCUUGCGGGUGACGUUUGUCUCCCCUCGUCUCCAGCGGUGGGAGGUUCUUCCUCUAAAGUUCAGCCUGCAGUCCUCCUCGCUCUUUGCAGGGCUCUAAAUCUGACUUUCCCUGGACCCUGUUCAAACCCGCACUGGACCGAGCCGAACCCUUCUGUCUGAGCUCUGGAAACUCUCUAUGAUGAGUGUAAGCACCAGUGACCUCUCUGAGCUGGUGGAGCUGUGGGAGGAGCUGAACCUGACUGCCGCCCCGUCCAAUCUGUCUCGAGUGGAGACCUUGAUGUGUUCUGGUGCCAUCAGCCACGCCACACUUCUCCACUUUCUCUCCAUCUUCUAUAUCUUCAUCUUCCUGGUGGGUCUGGCCUCCAAUGUCCUGGUGUUCUGGGUGAACCUGUGUCCUGACAGGAACCGGUACCAGUCUCACCUGUACGUGGUGAACCUUGCGGUGGCUGACCUGUGCGUGGUGCUGACCCUACCGGUCUGGGCGACAUCUCUGCUGCAGGGCGGACUCUGGCCGUUUGGAGAGGCUGUCUGCAAAGUCACCCAUCUGGUGUUUGGCGUCAACCUGUUCAGCAGCAUCUUCUUCCUCACCUGCAUGAGCGUUGACAACUACCUGUCCAUCACUCUGCUCCCCGGUGCCCUCAGCAGCAGUAGGAGAAAGAUGCUGCAGCAGCUGAUCUGUGCUCUGGUCUGGCUGCUGGCGUUGGUGGCGUCCAUCCCUGACACCUACUUCCUGCAGGCUGUAAGGUCUCCUUACCGUGACGGCACCGUGUGUCGACCCGUGUACCCGUCAGAAAACCCCAGGGACUGGAUAGUGGGAGUCCAGCUCAGCUUCUUCGUGCUUGGCUUUGCCAUCCCCUUUCCAAUCAUCGCCAUCUUCUACCUUCUCCUGGCAGCAUCCAUUGCUCCCAACCCGGACCAGGAGUACAGGAUCGGCCGGCGGAUUGUCCUGUCCUAUGUCCUGGUGUUCCUGGUUUGCUGGCUGCCGUUCCACGCUGUCCUGCUGUUGGACACUCUGACUCUGCUGAACGUCCUGCCCUUCACCUGCCGGCUGGAGAGCUUCCUGGAUGUGGCGCUGCACCUGACGCAGUGCUUCUCUUUGGUGCACUGCUGCGUGAACCCCAUCCUGUACAACUUCUUGCACCGAAACUACAGUUAUGACCUUAUGAAGGCCUUCAUCUUCCAGUACUCAGCCAGAACUGGGCUGGCUAGGCUCAUCGACAGCUCACAGACCUCAGAGACUGAGAACUCUGUAGUAAUGCUGGACCACAAUGAUCCGAUCUGAACCAUGCU
Girardinichthys multiradiatus is the source of this 1311-nucleotide messenger RNA. RefSeq names its product atypical chemokine receptor 3-like. The transcript has 2 exons. Gene Ontology annotation, cellular component: membrane. The coding region runs from base 197 to 1303 and encodes 368 amino acids. Gene Ontology annotation, molecular function: G protein-coupled receptor activity; coreceptor activity; chemokine binding. The record is from RefSeq and is a predicted model, not a curated record. Gene Ontology annotation, biological process: vasculogenesis; G protein-coupled receptor signaling pathway; angiogenesis. NCBI's taxonomy places the organism in Eukaryota, Metazoa, Chordata, Actinopteri, Cyprinodontiformes, Goodeidae.